AUGUACCUGCAGUGGUCUCAAUCCAUCACAAUCCACCAGUUGGCUGCCCAAGGAGAGCUCAACCAACUAAAACAUGAAGUAGAACAAGGGGUUGACAUAGAUAAGGUUGAUGACAGUGGAUUGUCUCCCCUUUUGUGGGCGUGUGCCAAUGGUCAGUGUCUGACUGCCCGCUACCUACUUGACCACCAGGCAGAUCUUGAUAUUGUUGGUAACCAUGGAGAGAAUGCCCUGCUGUUUACCAGCUGCUAUGGUUACAUUGACAUCCUCAAACACCUGCUGGCCCUUGGAAUGAAUGUAGAUUACACAGAUGAGACGGGUAGUAGUGGUCUGAUGUAUGCUGCAUACAACGGGCAUGGGAGCUGCGUUGGUGCACUGCUGGAGGCAGGUGCGGACCUCACACUGGAGAAUGAGAAUGGACACACCGCCAUGGACCUUACUAUUGGUCAGGGGCACAGGCAGGUCCAGCAAGUUAUAGAGAGCCACAUGUUGAGGAUGUUCGACUCCCUAACCUGAUGUAACGCUGGUGUUAACCUACAAUGUACAUCUCAUGAUCAUGUGACCUGAUGUAACGCUGGCGUUAACCUACAAUGUACAUCUCAUGAUCGUGACCUGAUGUAACGCUGGUGUUAACCUACAAUGUACAUGUCAUGUGACCUGAUGUAAUGCUGGUGUUAACCUACAAUGUACAUGUCAUGAUCAUGUGACCUGAUGUUACGCUGGUGUUAACCUACAAUGUACAUGUCAUGUGACCUGAUGUAACGCUGGUGUUAACCUACAAUGUACAUGUCAUGAUCAUGUGACCUGAUGUAACGCUGGUGUUAACCUACAAUGUACAUGUCAUGUGACCUGAUGUAAUGCUGGUGUUAACCUACAAUGUACAUCUCAUGAUCAUGUGACCUGAUGUUACGCUGGUGUUAACCUACAAUGUACAUGUCAUGUGACCUGAUGUAACGCUGGUGUUAACCUACAAUGUACAU
Mya arenaria is the source of this 977-nucleotide messenger RNA. Its product is annotated as DNA-binding protein RFXANK-like. Bases 1 to 513 code for a protein of 170 amino acids. Gene Ontology annotation, molecular function: protein binding. The transcript is spliced from 5 exons. NCBI's taxonomy places the organism in Eukaryota, Metazoa, Mollusca, Bivalvia, Myida, Myidae. The record is from RefSeq and is a predicted model, not a curated record.